GGUGAGCAGAGCAGCAGGAAUCCAGCAGGAGCAUGGAUCUGCAGCAUCCUGAAUCCCUUCCAGGGAAGCCAACCUUGGAAAUAACCUGAGAUGUGAAAGGGCUCCUGGUGAUUAACCAGCUCCCAGCAGAGCUGAUUUGGGUCUUCUCUCCCCUCUACCAUGUGUACUUUUUUCCACUACCUGCAAAGCAAGCCCCCAUCCUGCCAAGUAUCCAUUCUGCCAUGUAGGACCGCCUCUCUGAACCCAGGCAUGGGGCACCUGCCUCCACACAGAGCUCGAACUUGGUCAUUUUCUGUCUUUGCAGCAGCAACAGCCUCUGCAUCUCAGACACCCUGAUUCCAUUUUUAAAGCAAUACCAACAAAAGUAGUAGUUACAAAAAUAAGGGUGGGAGUAUUUUUUUCUACUGCUCUGCCCUACCAUGUUGGGUUCCAGCAGAAGUGAAACUGGCAGGGGCACAGCCUGCUCUGCCCUGGGGCUGUGUACCCAUGAGCACCCCUCUGAGUCCCAGCAGUCUCUCACCAGUAGGAGAGGCAGCUCCCACCCUGCCCAGGUGACCCUCAGCACUUGGUGCUGGUCUCCUCCCCAGCAGCUGCCCCUCAGCCUCUCUGUCUGCCUGGCUGCUCCUUCCCUUCCCAUAACUGACCAUCCUUGGCAGAGGAGCUGCUAGAAAUCAAGUGCUCCUGAAUUACUGGGUAUACAGACUCAGCAAUUCCAUAGAAAGAAACAACUGCAUUAAAACAUUUUUCAAGGAAGAUAUCCAGAGACAGGAAACAAGGUUCAUUUAUAUUGGCCAACAAUAAAGUAAUUGUAGUGGGUUAUGGCUCUUGUGGAAUGGGUUCCUCCUUUUGUCUAGAAUGUCCUGGUGGAGCAGCAUCAAUUUCUUUGGAACUGGAAAAUACAUGUGACCUGCAUGGCUCUUGUUUGGCUUUAGCUGGAAGUGAGCAGAGUAAUUUCUGCAGAAAACCUGGCCAAGGCAAUUCUACUUACAAACAGGACAGGGGCACUGCUGUGGGACUGCGAUCUGCCAGGAGGACACGGACUCUGGGCUCUCCUGGCACCUCCCUGGGCAUCGCUGCCAUCACAUGGGGCAUGGUGCUGUGGAUGGAGGUGGGUGCCUGGACCUACCACUACAGUGACCAAGGGGACUACACGUGGGAGCAGGCCAGGAAUUUCUGCCAGACCUUCUUUACCGACCUGGUGGCAAUCCAGAACCAGCAGGAGAUCGAGUACCUCAACAAGAGCCUGCCCUUCCACGGGCGCUACUACUGGAUUGGCUUACGCAAGCUCGGCGGCAUCUGGACCUGGGUGGGCACCGGGAAGGUGCUGUCCAAGGAGGCAGAGAACUGGGCACUGGGGGAGCCCAACAACCGCCGCUCCAACCAGGACUGCGUGGAGAUCUACAUCCAGCGGCCGCAGCAGGCCGGCAAGUGGAAUGACGAGCCCUGCAACCGGAAGAAGAAGGCGCUGUGCUACCAGGCCUCCUGCCAGCCCUUCCUGUGCAGCCAGCGUGGCGAGUGUGUGGAGACCAUUGGGAGCUAUCGCUGCGACUGCUACCCCGGCUUCCACGGCCCUGAGUGCACAGAUGUUGUGCAGUGUGCCAAGCUGGAGCCCAAGGGAGUGCCCAUGAACUGCAGCCAUCCCUACGGAGACUUCAGCUACAACUCCACCUGUGAGUUUGGGUGCCACGAGGGAUUUGAGCGGCGAGGGGUGGGCAUGCUGCGGUGCCUGCCUUCCCAGGAGUGGUCAGCAAACAUCCCCACCUGCACAGCUGUCACCUGCCCGGUGCUCAGAGCUCCAGAAAAUGGAGAGCUGAACUGCUUCCACCUCCAUGGGGACUUCACCUUUGGCUCCACGUGUGCCUUCUCCUGCCAGAAGGGGUUUGUGCUGAAGGGGCCGGAGAGCCGUGAGUGCACAGCCAUGGGGAUCUGGACAGGGGAUGCAACAAGAUGUGAAGCCUUUGCCUGCCCAGUGCUCAGUGCUCCAGACCAAGGAGAGAUUCACUGCUCCCACCUCCAUGGCAACUUCACCUAUGGAUCCACGUGUGCCUUCUCCUGCCGGACAGGAUUUGCCUUGGUGGGGGUGCAGAGCCGAGAGUGCACAGCCUUGGGGACCUGGACUGGGAACACACCACACUGUGAAGCUGUUACCUGUCCAGUGCUCAGAGCUCCAGAAAAGGGAGAGCUGAACUGCUCCCACGUCCAUGGGGACUUCACCUUUGGCUCCGCGUGUGCCUUCUCCUGCCAGACAGGGUUUGUGCUGAAGGGGCCGGAGAGCCGUGAAUGCACAGCCACAGGGAUCUGGACAGGGGAUGCAACAAGAUGUGAAGCAAUUGCCUGUCCACUGCUCAGUGCUCCAGAAAAAGGAGAGAUGCACUGCUCCCACCUCCAUGGCAACUUCACCUUUAGCUCCACGUGUGCCUUCUCCUGCCAGAAGGGGUUUGUGCUGAAGGGGGCGGGGAGCCGUGAGUGCACAGCCACGGGGAUCUGGACUGGGGCCACCCCACACUGUGAAGCCGUUACCUGUCCAGUGCUCAGAGCUCCAGAAAAGGGAGAGCUGAACUGCUCCCACAUCCAUGGGAACUUCACCUUUGGCUCCUCAUGUGCCUUCUCCUGCCAGAAGGGGUUUGUGCUGAUGGGGCCAGAGAGCCGUGAAUGCACAGCCAUGGGGAUCUGGACAGGGGAUGCAACAAGAUGUGAAGCAAUUGCCUGCCCAGUGCUCAGUGCUCCAGACCAGGGAGAGAUGCACUGCUCCCACCUCCAUGGCAACUUCUCCUAUGGAUCCAUGUGUGCCUUCUCCUGCCAGACAGGAUUUGCCUUGGUGGGGGUGCAGAGCCGAGAGUGCACAGCCUUGGGGACCUGGACUGGGAACACACCACACUGUGAAGCUGUCACCUGCCCAGUGCUCAGAGCUCCAGAAAAGGGAGAGUUGAACUGCUCCCACCUCCAUGGGGACUUCACCUUUGGCUCCACGUGUGCCUUCUCCUGCCAGACAGGGUUUGUGCUGAUGGGGUCAGACAGUCGCAAGUGCACAGCCACGGGGACCUGGACAGGGGAUGCCCCACUCUGUGAAGCCAUCAAAUGCUCAGCACUGACCACCCCCAAGAUGGGCCGGGCUGCCUGCUUCCAUAUCCAUGGGGACUUCACCUUUGGCUCCACGUGUACCUUCUCCUGCCAGAAGGGGUUUGUGCUGAAGGGGCCGGAGAGCCGUGAGUGCACAGCCCUGGGGACCUGGACUGGGGACCCCACACAUUGCAAAGCCAUCAGCUGCCCAGUGCUGUCCUCCCCCAGCAGAGGCCAGCUGACCUGCUCUCAUGUGCAUGGGAACUUCACCUACAACUCCACGUGCAUCUUUUCCUGUGAGGAGGGGUUUGUUCGGAUGGGAGCAGAGAUGCUCCACUGUGAGGCCACGGGGAACUGGACCAGGGAUCCCCCUGUCUGUGCAGAGGAUGGUGCCUUCCUAAAGCAAGUCCUGGCUUACAGCAGUGGCUCAGCCCUGGCAGUAGCUGGUCUUGUGCUCUCUGGGGGACUCAUUGCCCUCCUUGCCAAGAGGCUCAGUGACAGAGAGGAGAAGAGGAAGCUCCUGAAACCCACCAGUGACCUGGGAGCGCCGGGCACCUUCACCAACUCAGCAUAUGAUGCCAAUCUGUGAGGUGGGGCCAGGCAAGACCCUUGCAGCACCCUGUUCAAAACUCACCUGGGUGGCCAUCUUCCUGGCUGGGGUGCUCCUGGGUGGGGACACCCCUUGGGACUGGAGUGGGUAACACCAGCUUCAUGUCUCCUGUGCUUCCAGCCCGCCUGAGACUGAAACCUACUGUGUCCCCCAGGGCUGCAGGCCCAGCAGGAGCUGCUGUGGGAGCACAGAGGGACUCCAUGCCUGUGGUUGUAUGUGGUUGUAGCCUGGACCAGAGCUGCCCCUGGACACUGCCACCAUGCUGUGUGUGCUGCAUUUUCCUUAGAAGGGGAGCUGCCUCCAGUGCAGGCAGCUGGAGACCCACCAGGGGCCAAGAGCCAUGUGCUGAGGGCAGCCUGCCACCCAGACCUUGGACAUUCUCUCACCAGGAAUUUGGACAUUCCCCAAUAGCUGCUCCACUCACGCUUCUACCAAUGAGCUUGUGUCAGUGGGGUCUGAAUAAAUACCUUUGUCUAA
Molecule: messenger RNA, 4147 nt
Organism: Agelaius phoeniceus (red-winged blackbird)
Lineage: Eukaryota; Metazoa; Chordata; Aves; Passeriformes; Icteridae
Product: P-selectin
Biological process (GO): cell adhesion
Cellular component (GO): membrane
Molecular function (GO): calcium ion binding
Source: RefSeq, a predicted model, not a curated record